AUGUCAACGACGACUACAACAGCAUCUGCAUCGAUAGCAACAUCGAAUCAGCCAUCGCCGAAGGAAAUUAUCAUCGAUUUGUGCACAACAGUUGGAGAAGUUUUCUCAAAGUUUAGUGUUUUGUUACGUGAUUUAGAUGCGAACUAUCAAAAUAUUUUGUCCGCUAACGAGCAAAAUCAAGCAGCUGCUGGUUGGGACGAACAAAGUGUAGCAAUGUUUCGUCAGGCAGUGGAAACAUUCGGUAUUAGUGUACGUGAUAUUUCAACGGCUGUCGCCGAAAAACGAAUUCGUGAACGAUAA
This is a messenger RNA of Adineta ricciae, 300 nucleotides long. NCBI's taxonomy places the organism in Eukaryota, Metazoa, Rotifera, Eurotatoria, Adinetida, Adinetidae. The record is from the annotation of a GenBank genome assembly.